AUGAAGUUGGUAAUUCUACUUAUUCAUAUUGUGGUGACUUCCGCAAUUCAUCACUCGAUGACACCACUUGAAUUGAAGCACUAUUUCGGAACCGAAAACAAAGACAAAGUUCCGAAAUACUUCUUGGAUGGCAACAAAAAACAUAGACUGGAUGUUUUCGAUGAUGAAUUCAAAAUGGAUUUUCUUAUCGAUGGAGUUAUGGAGACGUUCGUGUUACGCAAUAAACCGCAUCUGUUCUCCGAAGGUUUUCAUAUGAUGGAAGACGACGUGGAAUUGAUGAUGCAUCCAUUGAAGAACUGUGUUUACGAAGGAGAAAGUGCCGUUCGAAACGGCACACGUAUCGGUCUCGUCGGUUGCGGACAUAAUUUGAAUGGUAUGGUCAUCACUGACAGUGGGGAUUAUCACUUGAUCCAAUCCCAUCAUCAAUCCGGUCAGCAUGUUAUCCAUAAAAGAAGCAUUGAGUCCAUCGAUCAUGAAUGUCAAUUUGAUGCUAGUGAUGAUCCGUAUCCAGAAGAUAGGGAGGAGAUUGCAAUGAAAAGCAUGCUUAUGAAAAUGAUGAAGGACAUAAGAAGGGCAGAACCUCACCGAAGAGAUGUACUGACUGUUGAGUUGGCGGUAUUCGCUGACGAUGCAAUGUGGGAUCAUUUCAAAAAAAUGUAUGGGAAAGCUGCAGAAGAGAACAUGCAUACUUUCAUUAUGGCAGUUGUGAAUAACAUUGAUGUGCUCUACACUCAAAGAUUGCUUCAACCAAGGAUAAAUAUCAAAAUUGUUAGAUAUGAGAUUUUGAAAAAUAUACCGCACCUUAUGCACGCUCGAAAACAUUCGAAUGGAGAUGUCGAUAGACUUCUGGAUGCAUUCUGUCAAUAUCAAAAUGAAAUUAAUCCUCCGAACGAUGCGGAUCCUCGACAUUGGGACCAUGCGCUUCUCUUCUCCGGCUAUGAUCUACAUCGCAACGGAGUGAAAACAGUGGCAGGAUACGCGCCAGUGAAAGGGAUGUGUAGUGGUGUUAGAUCAUGUACGAUUAAUGAAGGUCUUGAUUUUGGAAGCGUGUUUGUGGUUACUCAUGAGAUGGGUCAUAGUCUGGGGAUGUAUCAUGAUGGUGACAACGAAUGCGAUUUGCGAUGCUGUAUUAUGAGUCCAUCGGUUGGAAGUGGAAAAACUCAUUGGAGUCAUUGCUCUGUGAAUGAAAUGGCUACAUUUGUUGGACACCUUGGUGAUGACUUCCGUCCUCCCAACUGUCUCCAAGACGCAUCAGCACCUGAACAACGGAUGGUUGCAUUCAAAGAGUCAGAACCUCCCGGACAACUGUUCACAAUGGAUGAACAAUGUGAGAUAUUCCAUGGAGAAUGUUGGAAACAUGAGUUGAAAGAUGGACAAACAAUGCAGAAUGUCUGCCAAAUGGUGUGGUGUGGGAAUGGUGAAGGUGUGAUUCGAACGGCGCACCCCGCUUUAGAAGGAACCUAUUGUGGAUAUGGAAUGAUUUGUCGUCAAGGACAGUGUGUUGGAUCGAAUCAAAUGAUGAGGGUAACCGUCGGUGGUUGGUCUUCAUGGAAUGAUCGUCCAGCACCAACUUGUGGUGGAAGAUGCUCACAGUGUGAGAUUAAGGGACAAAUUCGAAUUAUGAGAAGUAUCCGACAAUGCAAUAAUCCCAGUUCAAAUAAUGGAGGGGCACCAUGUCAAGGUGACGAGGCUCGUGGAAUGGUUUGUCAUAGAGAUGUUUGCAACGGAGACUCGAUAGAGAACUACGCCACCCGUGUUUGUACACGUCUCCGUGAUGAAAAUGCAAUCCCAAACACUAUUCUUUCCGGAGAAGGCAUGCAGUUUGAGCAAGCUAUGUGCAAAAUUUGGUGCUUAAUUGCUGGAUCCACAAACAUCAGAACAGUAUCCAACUUUCCAGAUGGAUCACCAUGUGGUACCAAUCAGUUUUGUAUUAAAGGAGAAUGCAGACCUUUACUAUGUGGAUCUACAACACUUGCUUAUUCCGAGGCAGAUUGUCCACUGAGCGUUCUUGCAACCACCACACAAGCUUCAAUUCCACAUAUUCAUUCGGUCGAUCAGUCUGCUAGCAAAACUAAUCCCUACAAAGAACAGAAGAAAGUCCCUUUCCUCAACGAAUGGUCCGGAUGGUCUGUGUGGUCGGAAUGUGUCACUUAUGACUGCCACACCCAGGGAGUCAAAGUUCGUAUCAGGAGAUGUCUUGCUGGAGUCUGUGCCGGAGCACUCCGUGAGAAAAUGCCUUGUACCAGACCUUGCACUGGUUCUGAAAGAACUUUGACAACAUCUGCACCACAGCAGACGUUCAGAAACCGUUUCAUUGCUCCACUUCCGAAUGGGAAUCGGCAAACUAACAUGAUUCUUAGAAAAAUUGAUCACUGGGGACCAUGGUCAGCGUGCAGUGUUACAUGUGGUACUGGACAGAAACUAAGAAGAAGAGACAACUGUAUCGAAUGCGCCGAAACGGGUCCAUGUGUGAUGCCGGUGUGUAGAGAAACACCUCCAGCAAGUACAUGGACAGAGUGGUCACAAUGGUCACCGUGCUCUGUAACAUGCGGUGAAGGUUUGCAGUUCAGAAAGAGAGCAUGUUUUGCAGCAUUCUGUCGUGGCAAAGAAAGUGAUGUCAGGAAUUGUUACCAACAACGGUGCCCUACAACAACUACACAACGACCGUUCAUAAACCGAUCAGGUCUCUGGACAGGUUGGUCAUCAUGGUCAGCAUGCAGUACAAAGUGUGGUGUUGGACAACGCACCAGGAGGAGGAGAUGUUACCAAGGAUCCUGCUUAGGUGACGAUAAUGAGAGAGAAGGCUGCGUAGGAGCUCAAUGUUGA
Molecule: messenger RNA, 2826 nt
Organism: Caenorhabditis remanei
Lineage: Eukaryota; Metazoa; Nematoda; Chromadorea; Rhabditida; Rhabditidae
Exons: 21
Coding region: 1-2826 (941 amino acids)
Biological process (GO): proteolysis; extracellular matrix organization
Cellular component (GO): extracellular matrix
Molecular function (GO): metalloendopeptidase activity
Source: RefSeq, a predicted model, not a curated record